Molecule: messenger RNA, 813 nt
Organism: Drosophila biarmipes
Lineage: Eukaryota; Metazoa; Arthropoda; Insecta; Diptera; Drosophilidae
Product: gram-negative bacteria-binding protein 3
Molecular function (GO): carbohydrate binding
Source: RefSeq, a predicted model, not a curated record
AUGCACCGGCGGGAAAUUUACAGCUUACCGGGGAUAAUUUCCGGACACAACCCAGUUACCAUCAUGACGUCGCAAACCUCAAAGUUCCCAGUCUUUCUACUCCUGGUAGCUAUUUUCUUUGGCAGCAGUCUGUCUGUGCCCAAGGCCACCGUCAAGGUCAACUCACCCAAGGGCUUCGAGGUCUCCAUUCCCGACGAGCCCGGCAUUUCGCUGUUCGCCUUUCACGGCAAAGUCAACGAGGAGAUGGAUGAUCUGAGCGAUCAGACGUGGGCGGAAGACAUAGUGAGUUCCCGAAACGGACGUUGGACAUAUCGCAACCGGAACCAGCGACUGCAGCCGGGAGAUGUUCUGUACCACUGGACGACUGCGCGGUACCAUGGGGUCGACUACAACAACUACAACCAGGCUCAUGUGGUCGGCCAGGGGGAUUCCCAGAGAAUCGAUGUGAACGGUUCCAACGGUGGUCAUCAACCUAUUGAAGCCAACGGCCACAGCACCAUCAAUAUAUUUGUUCGAAGUUAUAGUUUUAUAAAGCCAGCUUUAUCGGUCAAGAAUUAAAAGUCAUCUUCAGGCAGGUUUGUUUAAAACAUAACAAUAAGAUUUAAUUAGCACGACAUCAUUUUGUAAGCAUACUUGGUUUGUUCUGUUAUGGAACCCAAAUUAUUGCUUCAUACAUUUUUGUUGGCACUGGUAUUUUGAUUAUUUUAUACAUACAUAUGUGUUUGAGAUAAUGUGUUCUGAAUGAAUUCGCAACGGAUUCUCCCAGUUCCGAUGAUUAGAAAAAACACCAUUAUUAUUUUAUUGAUAACAAAA